CUUUCUCUCCCUCCCAGCAUCCGGUGCAUUUCUGGUUUGCCACGGGAGGAGCAGGGUUUUGUAUCAGCCGGGGGCUGGCGCUGAAGAUGAGCCCGUGGGCCAGUGGUGGUCACUUCAUGAGCACUGCGGAGAAGAUCCGCCUGCCAGACGACUGCACUAUCGGCUACAUCAUCGAGUCCGUGCUUGGGGUGAAGCUUAUCAGGAGCAACCUCUUCCAUUCACACCUGGAGAACCUCCACCAGGUGCCCAAGACAGAGAUCCACAAGCAGGUAAACUUGCCCCGCUGCCUCGGCUCAGCAGCCCCAGGAACGGGUGCAUGGGCAGCCACGACGGAGAAGAGGGCUUGGGGAUGGACGGUGCUUCCGUCUCAUUUUAUCCCCCGUGAUGCUGGCACGCAACAGACUUUGGGGGAGCCUGAGACCAAAUCUGGACGACAGCGUCUCAGUAGGGGUCCUGAGAUCUGUUUUUUCUGGUGCUGGGGGUGAGGGAAGGACCAUGCCUAGUGGCUCACAGCUGGGGAUGAGGUGCCAACAGCCCCCAUUGAGAGUUGCUCUCCCCCUGCCAGAGUCACCUGAAAGACCGGUGUUCAGCCUAAGCUUUGGGCUGGGUUCCCUUUGCAGUUCAAGGAAGAUUCACCUCAUUUACAUUGAGUCACCUAAAAAUUAGCCAUCUCAGCUAAGCUAUUCAUUGAAAUGGUUCAAGUAAGUCAGUGGAGGGAGAAAGCCCCUUCAGGCCAUGCUGAGGGGGUGAGGCC
Messenger RNA from Struthio camelus australis, 754 nucleotides. The record is from RefSeq and is a predicted model, not a curated record. Lineage: Eukaryota; Metazoa; Chordata; Aves; Struthioniformes; Struthionidae.